UGGCUCGGCUUUUUGGGCAGAAGAACAAAUGAGCCAUUUGUUCUCCCCAGAGAGGGAAGGAGCUUCCCACUGACCUCGGAUAGCAGGAACAGAGCCGUGAUGUCGAGCUUAGAUUAUGGCCAGCUGCUGGGCUGAGCAUCUUGCCUGGGUCUUACCGGUGCGAAAUGCUUGGCCUGCCUGGCAGGCCAUCGGAAGUCUGGUCUCCUGCACUGGGGUCCGCCCUAGCAUGGCUACUCACAAGGGGCAUCAGCGAGGCAGAGUGUUCUUCAACCUUUUUCUUUUCCCUUAAAGCUAGGAUCUAUUGUAUGAAACAUUUUAUUUGGCCACCCAGUAUACAUCACACAAACUAUAUGUUCAAAACUUGAACAAUACUGAAUCUCUGCUACGUGCAGUCCACUUUCCCUUCCUCCUGCCCAUUCUGUUCUAGCCUACUGAAUUCCCUGCCUAUGAACCUGUAGUUUGCAAAACUCGGAUCUAGGGCAGGUCCCUCCCCCUGGACGUUUUGACCCAGCCAGCAGUUUAUCUGUAUUGUGAAGCAGGUAGGAGAGGCGGGUGGUGCAGACAUUUACGUUCUCUUCCUGCAAGGUUAAAGCCCUACUCUCCUAGGGCUGGCGAAAAUUCCAGUAGCAACUGGAGACUGGGAGGAGAGGCAGGGAACCCAGCCAGAAGCGAAUAAACACCAGCCUUCUUAAUGAAUUGUCCUCGCGCGUCUACUUUGUGCCAGGCACUGUGCUGGGCCUCAUUCCUUCUUCCGACCUCUUUUUGGGUGGAAGAACAAAUUAGCCAUAUUCACUCCCCAGAGAGGGAAAGAGCCUCCCGCUGUCUGACCUCAAAUACCACUGCCAGCGCCCUGAUCUUGAGCCUAGACUAUGGCCAGGCGCUGGCCUGAGCGUUUUGCCUGCACAUAUCCGUCCACCCUCACAAGGAACCUAAAAAGGACCGUGACCUCCCCCACUUUACAGUGCCCCUGAGGCGCCAAGCUGCCUGGGUCCACCGGAGGCCGCGCCAUGAAUGACCGAAACAGCCGGAGGAGGACACUGAAGAAAGACGAUGAGGCCUUCGAGAUCUCCAUCCCCUUCGAUGAGACGCCCCACCUAGACCCACAGAUCUUUUACAGUCUGAGCCCCUCUCGGGGAAACUUCGAGGAGUCUCCGGAUGCCGCAUCCCCAACCGUGGCCCUGAUGAAUGGUGUCAGGGCCCAGCUGCACAUGGCCCUGGAGAGAAACUCAUGGUUGCAGAAGCGCAUUGAGGACCUGGAGGAGGAGAGGGACUUCCUGCGGUGUCAGCUGGACAAGUUUAUCUCCUCAGCCCGCAUGGAUGCAGAGGACCACUGCCGGGUGAAGCCUGGGCCCAGGCGGGUUGAGGGGGACAGCCGGGGUGGGGCUGGGGGCGAGGCCUCAGAUCCGGAGUCAGCGGCCUCCUCACUCAGCGGAGCAUCUGAAGAAGGCAGUACCGUGGAGAGGAAGAGACAGAAGCAGAAGGGAGGUGCUGGCCGAAGGCGCUUUGGGAAGCCCAAGGCACGCGAGAGGCAGCGGGUGAAGGAUGCAGAUGGAGUCCUCUGCCGCUACAAGAAGAUCCUGGGCACCUUCCAGAAGCUGAAGAGCAUGUCUCGGGCCUUUGAGCACCACCGAGUAGAUCGCAACACGGUGGCGCUGACCACGCCCAUUGCGGAGCUGCUCAUCGUGGCCCCAGAGAAGCUGGCGGAGGUGGGCGAGUUCGACCCCUCUAAGGAGCGUCUGCUGGAGUACUCGCGCCGCUGCUUCCUGGCCCUGGACGACGAGACCCUCAAGAAGGUGCAGGCGCUCAAGAAGAGCAAGCUGCUGCUCCCCAUCACCUACCGCUUCAAGCGGUGAUCCUGCCCCACCUGGCCUGGGAUGCGCCCUUGGCCCCCACUUCCCUCCCUCCUGUGUCCCUCCUGGCACCGGGCAAGCGUGUGCAUGAGCGGCGUGCUCCUCCAGAGGCCCUGGGGUGUUUCUGCACGUGCCUCUCCUGCUCCUGCAGAUCCCCACUCCCACCCCAGGUCCCUCGUAUAUAGAUCCGGUCCCCUCCUUGCCUCUCACGUUCCUAGCAGCCUCCCCUUUCUCUGCAUCCCUUGGGGAGGGGCGUCCACUUAGCCUGGCUCCCAAGCGCCCAGGGUUAGGUUUCUGCCCUUUCCCAAACACUGGCACCCCUCCCACGCGAGCUGCACCGUCCUUCCCUCAACGGGCGCUUCCUCUGGGGGACACUGCGAGACUCUCUGCGGGGCCAGGCACUGUACAUACCCCGUCUUUACCCCCAGCCCCGAGGGGAGGCUGGCCCACUCUGCCAGGAGCUCUCCACCCGCAUUCCGGGCAAGAAAGAAUUAUUCAGAGAAUUUAAAUUAAAGAGAGACGAUAAAAUUUGGAA
Molecule: messenger RNA, 2385 nt
Organism: Neogale vison (American mink)
Lineage: Eukaryota; Metazoa; Chordata; Mammalia; Carnivora; Mustelidae
Gene: CCDC106
Product: coiled-coil domain containing 106
Exons: 6
Coding region: 1008-1853 (281 amino acids)
Cellular component (GO): nucleoplasm
Source: RefSeq, a predicted model, not a curated record